Neoarius graeffei (lesser salmon catfish) is the source of this 4340-nucleotide messenger RNA. RefSeq names its product LIM and senescent cell antigen-like-containing domain protein 1. The coding region runs from base 152 to 1342 and encodes 396 amino acids. The record is from RefSeq and is a predicted model, not a curated record. NCBI's taxonomy places the organism in Eukaryota, Metazoa, Chordata, Actinopteri, Siluriformes, Ariidae. Gene Ontology annotation, cellular component: cytoplasm; cell-cell junction; focal adhesion. The transcript is spliced from 12 exons. Gene Ontology annotation, biological process: cell-cell adhesion; positive regulation of integrin-mediated signaling pathway; cell-cell junction organization.
GGCAGACCUCGCCCAAAAGCUAAUGCCACCGCCAACGUUUUUUACUUACAAAAAUAAGCCAGGAUAUGUGAGUGAUGAUAGUGAUGUCCCACAGAUGAGCCCCAUCCUUUUGGAUUACUACAAGCAACCUGACUGACAUAUUGUAACCAACAUGGAGACACAGAAACGAGGAAUUCCAGCUUCAAUUCCUGAGAAUGAAGAGCUCAUAGAGGUGCAGAUGAAAGGGGUCCAUGACAGGCAAAAUGGUGGAGAAGCUGAAGUGCCUCUCUCCAAAUCUCAGAGGAGACAUAGUGAUGUGAAAGUCUACAAGGAGUUUUGCGACUUCUAUGCGCGCUUUAAUAUGGAAAACGCCCUUGCGAAUGCUAUUUGUGAGCUUUGCAAAGCCGGCUUCACUCCUGCGGAGAAAAUUGUAAACAGUAACGGGGAGUUGUAUCACGAACAGUGCUUCGUGUGUGCACAGUGUUUCCAGCAAUUUUCUGAAGGGUUAUAUUAUGAGUUUGAUGACAGAAAAUACUGCGAGCAUGAUUUCCACAUGCUCUUUGCUCCUUGUUGUCAUCAGUGUGGGGAAUUCAUCACUGGUCGUGUCAUUAAGGCCAUGAACAAUAGCUGGCAUCCAGAGUGUUUUUGCUGUGAUAUCUGCCACACUGUGCUUGCUGAUGUUGGUUUUGCAAAGAAUGCAGGCAGACACUUAUGUCGUCCAUGCCACAUCCGUGAGAGAGCUUGUGGCCUUGGCAAGUAUGUUUGCCAGAAGUGUCAUACCAUCAUUGAUGAACAGCCACUCAUCUUCAAGAAUGAUCCAUACCACCCUGAUCACUUCAACUGCACCAACUGUGGUAAGGAACUCACUGCUGAUGCCAGGGAGCUAAAGAACGAGCUGUAUUGCUUGCCAUGCCAUGACAAGAUGGGUGUGGCAAUCUGUGGGGCAUGCCGAAGGCCGAUAGAGGGCAGAGUGGUGAAUGCAUUGGGCAAGCAAUGGCACGUUGAGCAUUUUGUGUGUGCCAAGUGUGAAAAACCUUUCUUUGGCCAUCAACAUUAUGAACGCAAAGGCCUGGCUUAUUGCGAGACCCACUACAAUCUGCUCUUUGGAGGUGUCUGUCACCACUGCAAUCGUGUCAUUGAAGGAGAAGUCAUUUCAGCACUGAAUAAAGCCUGGUGCAUCAACUGCUUUUCCUGUUCCACUUGCAGUUCAAAACUGACCCUGAAGGAUAAGUUUGUGGAGCUUGAUCUGAAGCCUGUAUGCAAACAGUGCUAUGAAAGAAUGCCAACACAGCUGAGGUACCGUCUAGCUAAGCGUGAACACAACUCCAAGGACAGAAGAAAGAAGAUUGGUAUCUGUCUGUAAAGUUCUCCGUUUAAAUGACAGAGUGCGGUCCUCAUAUGGAAGUAUCCCAAUUGGGGAUAUUUUUGCAAUCGCAAGACCUUCAGAUUUUCCCUCUGGUCUAUCUUGUCUCUGUGUAUUCAUUGAAAUAUAGAUGAAAUGUUCAGUUGCAUGAAUAAGUGGGAGUGUUUUUAGUGAUUUGCUCUAACCUUUGACAUUUGUUUCUUUACCUCAUGCACCAAUAAUAAUGAUACAUAUCAAGGCUAAUCACUGUGACAUUUAUUGAAUAUAUGCAUACAGUGGAUAUCAAAUGUGUACACAACCCCAUGUAAAAGUUGUAGGAUUUUGUGAUGUAGAAAAUGAAACCAAGAAAAAUCAGCCACAUCUUUUUCCACAUUUAAUUAUGACAACAAACAGCACUGAAGUCAACAAAUAGAAAUGAUUUAGGGGGAAAAAGAGAAAGAAAAAACCGACAGUAACCUGGUUACACAAGUUUACAAGUUUUAACAAGAGUUAACUUGGGGUGUGUAGACAUGUUUGUAUCCACUGUGACAGAAGUUCCUAAAGUGGGGUCCCCCAGGGGUCCAAUGAAGCAGAGCUGGCAGCAGAAUUUUUUUAAAUUUAGUUAAAGUGAUGGAAAACACAAACUACCAUUUCAAAGUAAUUUUAAUUUAUGGAGUUUUAUCCAAACCUCGGUUGCUCAAAAGCAAGUAGGCCUACAAACACAAAUGUGUUGUGUUAGUGAAAAUUUCAGAAAUAAAUAAUCAGAAUAUUACUUUGCAUAUUCAAAUAAUGAGCUGAACAUUUGGGGAGUUGGAUUAUGUUCAUAAAAUAAUGUGUACUUUGUGAGGGGAUCUGUAGAAUUUAUUUCAUAAAGUCAUCUCUGUGUACAAAAAGAUUGAAAACUUCUGCCUUAUGACACUAUUGGCCACAUGCAUUAAAAAUGAAAAAAACAUUGUGAUACAACCAUCUUGUUUUAACUCUGUUCUCCAUAUCUCCUGACACCAAACACAGAUAUUUAUGCACUGCCUAAAAGCAGAACUCCUGACGAGUGUAUGAGCAAAAUAUUUGUGAGGGCACAAAACCAACUUGAAUAGAAUAACAGGAGCACACAGCUGGCAGCACGGUGGUGUAGUGGUUAGCGCUGUCGCCUCACAGCAAGAAGGUCCGGGUUUGAGCCCUGUGGCUGGCGAGGGCCUUUCUGUGCGGAGUUUGCAUGUUCUCCCCGUGUCCGCGUGGGUUUCCUCCGGGUGCUCCGGUUUCCCCCCACAGUCCAAAGACAUGCAGGUUAGGUUAACUGGUGACUCUAAAUUGACCGUAGGUGUGAAUGUGAGUGUGAAUGGUUGUCUGUGUCUAUGUGUCAGUCCUGUGAUGACCUGGCGACUUGUCCAGGGUGUACCCCGCCUUUCGCCCGUAGUCAGCUGGGAUAGGCUCCAGCUUGCCUGGGACCCUGUAGAACAGGGGUGUCAAACAUACGGCCCGCGGGCCCGCUAGAUGGUUUAAUCUGCCCCAGACUUGUAGAGAAAAAAUUUCUAAGGAUGUCAAAAAAAAAAAGAAAAUCUCUAGCCCAUUCCUGUGAUGACUUAUGAAUUUUUAAAGAAAUAACCGAAAUGCUCAAUUCAGCCGCUAGGGGCAGCCAAAAAAAAGAAGCACUGACAUAACAAGAGAUUAGGAAAUAAACAGCACAUUGCCCAGAUAUGCUGUCUGAUUCCAUGAAUGGCAGUCUUGCCUCACCACUAUUAAGUUGCUAUCAAAAUUAUCAAGAGUGAUACCCCCAUUACCAAAAUGUCUUUGUCAAAAAGAAGAAAAGUUGACGUAGAGUGCAGAGUUUUCCAGGAAAAAUGGACUGAGUAUUAUUUAUUCACAGAGGUGAAUACAAAACCAGUGUGCUUGGUAUGUAAUCAACAGGUUUCAGUGCUCAAAGAAUAUAAUAUUCAGCGCCUCUAUGAGACUCAUCAUAAAGAAAAAUUUCACAAUUUGUAUGGACAAUUAAGAAAAGAGAAUAUAAAUGAAUUGUUAGCUGGUCUGAAGAAACAGCAGUCUGCAUUUACUCGCAGCCGUGAGGUCAGUGAUGGAGCAGUGAAAGCUCGCUACCUUAUUGCAAACGAGUUGGUGCAAGCAUCCAAGCCAUUUUCUGAUGGUGAACUUGUGAAAAAAUGCAUGCUGAAGGCUGCAGAAGUUGUGUGCCCUGAAAAGCAAUCCGCCUUUGCCAACAUUAGUGUGGGGAGUUGGUUCAGGUUGUCAGAUGUAAAAAUGCAUUCACUCAACUGUAUAAAAAUAAACCAGUUGUUUGAGAGUGAAAUGCAUUUUAUUUCAAAUCCAUUGGCCUCUCUGUGAAUAAAUGUGUAAUAAUCUAGAUCCCUUAUGAUCAGUGAUUAUGUAGGCUACAAAUGUAGGCUGAAGCAUAAAGCAUAGCCUACUGAAAAAACAAUGCUAAAGAUUUGGAGUUGACAAAGGUUAUUUUGCAGUUAUUUUACUGGUCUGGCCCACUUGAGAUCAGAUGGGCUGUAUGUGGCCCCUGAACCAAAAUGAGUUUGACACCCCUGCUGUAGAAGGAUAAAGCGGCUAGAGAUGAUGAGAUGAGAUGACAUGAGAUGAGAUGAGAUGAGAUGAGAUGAGAUGAGCACACAGCUGCUACAACAUGUGCAGUGCCAUUCGGACUAAUUACUGUGCACCUGUUCCUGAUUAAACUGUAAUCACAGCGCAUACAUGUAAGGACUCUCAGUAACACAGAUUUUGUGAAGUGUACGGUCUGUACCCUGUGUCUGAUGUUACCAAGCCUUGCAUUUUGUAUCGUUUUUCUGGUUUUGACCCUGUUUCUGUUUUUGGACUGUGAGUAUUGUAUUACCUCUGAUAUCUUUUCUGUGCCUCACUCGACCACUACCUGUUUUUUGACUCUGCCUUUGUCUAUGUUUUGGACCUUUUGCUGGCACACUUUCAAUAAAACUCUUCCUGCACUUACAUCCAUCUACCCUUACAUGACAGAAACUGUCCACUGUCCAAACAAGCUAGUGAACUAAUA